UGAGUAGACUGCGCGACUUGUUUCGGUUUCGGUUUCUCCCCGGGUUAGUUAGAGACUAUCGAAGUCAGUGUGUUCUUACUGAAAACAUCAAUGGCUCAGUGGGGCUCAUACGGUUCUUACUGGCAAGGUGCUUGUCCAGGAUAUUAUGAUUAUACACAACCUGCUCAGACAUAUGAUUAUAAUCAUCAAACCAUUCCAGUUUCAUCAGUUCAAGAAAAACCUUCCACACCUCCCCCACCCGGAGUAGAAUCUACUGCCCCCAAGAUGGAUGGGACUGUUACAAUGACAAGCUCCAUUUCAGCAACUUAUGACACAUCGUGGUGUACUUCGACUCCAUUUCAUUCUCAAAACUUCUCUUGUGCUUAUAAUUAUUCACCUGCGCUCCCACCCCGUCAACCGGUCAUGUUCGACCCAAGUCCACAGAGGCCUAUGAUGCCAAACGUUUCGUAUCCUUCAUAUGGUUCUCCACAGUUCCCGUUGCAUAUGCGAAGUCAGUUAGGGUGUAACUGGAACGCAGCUAGACCUACUUAUGGUUAUCCAGUUAAUGGAGGUGCGGUUCAGUCGUUCGGUAUGUGGCCUGACGGAAGACCAUCUGUUCAUUCCAAUGGUUUGGCAGUGACGGGUCCACGGUUUCCAUUCCAGAGUACUUUAGAUUCUCCAAACACAGUGGCUAUUGAAAAUACUGCGAAUACCCCAAUUUCUAAAGAAGUGUUACAGCAACCACCUGCUAGUUUUCAGGACAAAGGAGCAAAAGAGCAGUGGAGCGAUGAACUCAAAGAGUACGUCCAGCGAGCUUUCUGCAGCAUUGAUACAAGUGAGGAAAAAGAUCAAAUGGAACGGAUUUUAAAAGAAAAAUUGGAGUACGUUUUUAGAAAUAACAUCAAGGUCGACUGGAAGACAGAAAAUAUCCCAACUAUCCCUAGUCGUGCGAUUGCUAGUUUCCGUAAAUCCUUUAAUAUCAGGGGUAAUUCUGUCAAUGUCGUGCGACCUGUUCAACUUCCCAGUCCUCGUGGACUUCGCCCAACGGGUCCAUCAAGGGGAGCUCCUGCACGUCUUCCUGUUGGGCUUUUGUCGAGAGGUGGCCGCAAUGUGUUUUCGUCUUCAGUUGUUAAGAGUAUAUCACCAUCCAAAAAGUUGCCAUCGAAAUCUCGCUCACCUAGUCGUUCUCCUGUUUCCAAACCUCUAAAAGAUUGGCAGAGAAAGCGUUUAUAUAGAUCCAGGUCUAGUUCAUCUUCAAAAUCACGUGGCUCCCCUCAUUCUUCAUCCUCAAGUAGUUUCAGGACAAAACGCCAUCGGCGUCGGGAUUCUCGGUCGCGCUCUGGUUCUCGGCAUGCACAGAGAAAAACGAAUGAUGUAAAGGAUUCUCAGAAAAGUACACCGCAAUUAACCACCAGGGGUAAUUCCAAAGGUAGACGGCGGAGACGCGGUGGUGCUUCGAACGCCGACACAAGUACGGACGCAAAUACCUCUAAUGAAGAUGGGACAGCUGUAAGGGGUCGUGGACGUGGCAGCUGGCGUGGUAAACGUGGAAAUAUUUCAAAGCAUACUCCUCCAAGUGAAUCUCGCCUUACACAACGAGCCAGUAGAUUUAAAGAUCAUCUAGUGCAGUCACCUAUUGGAUCAGGUUCCAUUGGACGAACCACCAGUCAGUUGCUUUCGAAUUACACUGACGAACGUGAUGAUCUAGCUGUUGAUUUUGGUAGCUGUCAAAUCAUUGGUACCAUGCAAGAAAUAGAAAAACAAUACUUAAGACUGACUCGAGCCCCAGAUCCUACAGAAGUGCGACCCCUAGCAAUUUUGAAGCUUUCUUUGGAGCACGUCAAAGAAAAGUGGCGUUCAAAUACCGAUUAUCACUGGGUGUGUGAGCAGUUUAAAAGUAUACGUCAAGACUUAACUGUACAAGGUAUCGAAGAUGAUUUUGCAGUAUCAGUUUAUGAAGCACAUGCAGAUGUAGCCUUAGAAGCUGGGGAUUUUGAAGAAUUUCAUCAAUGUCAAAGUCAGUUGCUUCGUCUCCAUAAAGAAGGCUUAGGUGUUAGUAGACUGCUAGAAUUUACUGCCUACAGACUUCUUUAUUACAUCUUCACUCUCGAUAUUUUAGGUAAGUUAAUCGCACUCCGAAAAUUGCUUUAUUAUUCUACUUGAGCUUAGCUUUUCACUUUCAGAGGCUCUGCGUUUCGUGGCAUCUUAUUAGUAGCCUCAGUAGCUAUUUCCAUUUUAAGUUUGAAAGUCAUCAAGAAUAUUUUCUUUUAAAAAGUACUUCUUAUAGGUUCUUUAUCCUGAUUGACCAGGUGUCUGAUUGUCCCUAAAUUAACAUCAUUCUUAAUAUUUUCUUUCUGUGCGAUCAGUUGGUUGUUUUUUAUUAAUAUCUACUGACUCAGGAGUGGAAAGAGGUGUUCAUUAUCUGUAUUGGAUAUAUUACUUGACCAAUAAAACUACGUUAGAUAGAGUAAACGUGCGAUCACUGAUUCACUUUUAGUCGUUAACCCAAUAAACUAGAGCCCCAUGGAGAUGGUGUUAUUAUUUAGCCUUUGACCGCAGACUUCUAAUGGUACUUCUCUUUUCAUUUAUUGUAUCGUGAGUCAAAUAUCAGUAGUUGUGUGCAUCUGGAAAUUGGCCCCUAUGAUCUCUUUCUUUUUCCGUCUACAACAUUCAAUAGCUUCACUGAUGUGAAUAUGAUUUAGAUGUAAGAUCAAUUUGUUAUUUCUAACUGAAAAUGUGAAGAUUCACAGUACCAGAAUGUAAGACAGUUGAUUUGUGACACUCGUUAAACUAGAGAAGCACAUAAUGUGAAUCAGUCUAGCAAAAUACCGUAUUUGUACGGCUUUCACUUGCUAGCACUAGCUGCUAAAAUGAUUUAUCUGUUGGAGAUCCGUUCAUGUCUUUCACCUCAUUAUUUGAAUGUCUUAUUUGUAUUACUGAAUUGGAAUAUGACCAAAUCUUUCUUUAUUUCACUAGGUAUCAAUACUAUCAUGGCUGGUUUACGUCCAACUCACAAAACUAAUCCAUGUGUUUCAUUUGCUUUAAAACUCCGGUCAGCGUGGUCGUUGAGUAAUUAUCACCGUUUCUUCAAACUUCUUUGUCCAGCUAAUGAUGAUCAACAACCUCCCUUACGGUGCAAACAUGUUGUAAACUGGUUUGUUGAUCGUGAAAGAAAAGAGGCUAUCAGACUAAUGUUUAAGGUGUACGUUGUGUUGUGAUUUGUAAUAAUAGUUUUAUAACUUGUAGGUGGUAUUAUUAGGGUUACUAAUGGUAAGAUUGUUUCUAGCGUUAAAAGAAAGAAAAAGCUAUACUUAAUCAUCUAAGUUUGUUUAUGAUCGUUCAGGGAAUGGACUGUUUUUUCACUUAUCACAAAUAUUGUUUUAUUAUCACUAGCUAGUUGAUUUUAUUAUAACUACUGCUAUUAAUUAAUUAUUUUGACUGAUACUAGGAAGAACUGUGACAGUAGUCAUCAUCACAACACAAGAUAAUGAUAGUUUAUGUGAUGCUGUUAAUAUUUCUUCUGCUUGAACCGAUUGCAAGAUCUCAGUCAUUACAAAAUUCAGCGCCUUAAAUAUGGUUUCUAUUUAGGGUAAACAGUUUUGAAAUGAUCAUUGGCUUAAUAGUCACCCAGAUCUCGUAACCAAUGGUUGGAGACUCUGGAUGACAUGGCUCAGAAUCGAUCACAAAGGCGUGGGUGUAUACACUCUUUGUAUUGAACACCAAAACUGUCCACGUAUGUUUUUUUUUAAAAAAGCAACUCUAUUAGGACAUUUUAUGCAACAAAUAUUUGGAAUUUUACGAAUUUUCUUUCACCACUAGAUCAUGCCACUUCAUUAAUUUUAAAAGUCGGAUGUGUUGUAGCUCACUAACUGACAGAUGCGUUGAAAGCGUAAGCUCAUUAAUAUUUAAGUUCUUUGUGUCUAUUAGAACGAUAGGCUUAUUUUUUUCCUUUGCAGUAAUCAUCAAUAUGUAUACUCAGUUAGCCUUUGACAUCUAAUCUAACUUUUGUGCCCUCAAAUGUUGACGAUUACUUAAUAUUAGUCAGAUUAAUGUUUAACGUUAUGUGUUUUAGUAUAUUUUUUGUGCCUAUAUCAUAUUUAUCCGUCCUAGUAUGUUUGUAAGUUGUGGUAGUUUACUUUUUAAUGAAAAAUUAAUUUCAUGGACACGUUCCGCUUUCUCUCUUCUUGUACUUCAUUUGCUAUCGGAGAAGUCUGUUUCUUGUUAAUUUUGAUUCGAUGCUUUCUACUUAAGUAUACGUAUAUGCACUUAAUUUUUGUAAUUAAAUUUUUUCUUAACAGAUUUUUGUGCUUCCUUCAAAAUCAUAAAUCUUUAAGGUAUACGGCUUUGUAAUCUUUUUACGUAUUCAGUUCAUGUUUAUGUUUUAAUUUUGCAUACUGAUAAUUCUGAAUUUUUUUCUAUUUACUACUAUCUGCAAAUAUCGUUUACGUGAAUUUCGCUUGAUGCCCUCAACGUAUUCGUUUGUUUUCAAUAUGGAUUCUUCCACUACACUUGCUAAUGUUAAUUGCUUAUUUCAAUUAUGAUCUUUUUUUCUGAUCUUUCAAACCCAUUUCCUACGAAAUAUCCCCACUUUUAGUUUCCGUCCUACAAUAAGUCUUUCGUUUAUAUCAAAAUUAAUCGGGUUUUCCUCUACUGCUUUAUGUAAAGAUUUUAUUUGUAAAGAAUUUACUCUACCAGAAUCCAAUUUGGAGCCGAUAGAAAAAAUCGAUGCGAAGAUGGUUUGGAGUCUUAUGUGUUCACAGUCAACAUGAAUCGAUGCUGCUACUUCAUCGUUCAUCUGGAUGUGAGUUCCUACAAUGUGGCAUUAAAUUCUUCAGUGACGGUUGUAUUUCGUAAAUAAUAUCAGAUUAUUGUACAUAAGUUUAUAUAUAUUAUCAGAAUAAUUUUAUUUCCACAU
Molecule: messenger RNA, 4894 nt
Organism: Schistosoma bovis
Lineage: Eukaryota; Metazoa; Platyhelminthes; Trematoda; Strigeidida; Schistosomatidae
Source: the annotation of a GenBank genome assembly